Messenger RNA from Fusarium keratoplasticum, 819 nucleotides. RefSeq lists its product as uncharacterized. The record is from RefSeq and is a predicted model, not a curated record. The transcript is spliced from 2 exons. Lineage: Eukaryota; Fungi; Ascomycota; Sordariomycetes; Hypocreales; Nectriaceae. Bases 1 to 819 code for a protein of 272 amino acids.
AUGCAUUCUUUAAUGUUUACCGCCCUCUCGGUACUUGGCUUGAUAGCCGGGGUACACUCCGAGACCCAGUUCACCAACCCAGCGACGUGGAACGCCGAGGACGAUGACCGAUCCAACUACCAGGUAUACGAAGUCGGAGAUAGGAUACCCAUCAGGUGGACGACAGAUCGAGACAGAAUAAAGAACCUUACCGAGCGGUCUACAACAUGGAGGGUUGACUUUGGCAAUGGUCGCUUCGACACAGACAUUGGAGCGGAACAUGCCAGGUUCUGGUUCGCCCUUUACGACCCCGAAGACAUCAUAGACCGAUCUGCGGAUGGGUCAAAGAGCUUGGUCAACUCUGCUUCUUUCAACGUGACCGUUCCCGAUUAUAAACCAGCUUCGGUGACGACGAAGACGACGGCGACCAAAGCGGCCACCACUUCAUCGCCCCCGACCGAGACCGAGACUGAACCUGAGACCACGAGUAUAACCACAGCGGCGACUUCCAGUCCGGCAGAAUCAGCUGGCUCGGAUGCUACGGACAAGGAAGAAGACAAAGAGCCGGGUCUUUCAGCUGGAGCUGCGGCUGGCAUUGGAGUCGGUGCAUCAGUCGGCGGGAUCGCGAUACUGGCCAGCAUUGGUUUCUUCAUCUGGAGGCACUUGAAGAAGAGAAAGGAACAGCAAUAUUCGGGACAGCCUCAGUAUUACCCACAACAGUAUCAUCCGCAAACGCAGUACCCGCCAGGCCCGGCGCAGCUACAGAGCCCUGAGGCGAAAGCCGAGCUGCCCACUCAUUCUACAACCACUUCAACGAGCCAGGUAUACGAAGCGCCAUAG